Molecule: messenger RNA, 396 nt
Organism: Cladophialophora bantiana CBS 173.52
Lineage: Eukaryota; Fungi; Ascomycota; Eurotiomycetes; Chaetothyriales; Herpotrichiellaceae
Exons: 2
Coding region: 1-396 (131 amino acids)
Source: RefSeq, a predicted model, not a curated record
AUGGCUGAUGCCAAUGGCGUUGUGGUAGUCGUCGCCCUGCAACUCGACCCAACCGCCAAACCUUUGAAGCUUCCAUCAUUGGUCUGUCGAACUAUUGAUCGCUCUGCAUUGGCCAGCGUCGGGCCGAAGCAACGCUGGCAGUUCUGGAGACUGGAGCCCCUCCCCGACGGCAUCACUCCACCAGGCGUCGAUCUCGACUCGAAGCCUUUGGCUGCCAUCUUCACGUUGAAAUCAGAUCCACAGAGUACAGCGUCUGCUCUAACAGCCAUCAUUACUGCCGUGGCAUCCCAAGAAGCAUUCGGGGCGCCCCCAUUUUGCUGGAAUGAGCAGCAUCUCGAAUUCUCCGGCUCUUUGACGCCCACCAUACUCCAGGUUGCGACAGGCCUGGACGUUUGA